AUGUCAACAUCAUCAGUAUCUGACGGAAUUCUCAAAUUUGCUACACAAUUUUCGUUUUAUAGUGGUUUUAUUACAUUUGGUUUUGGAGUUGUUGGUAAUGUGUUAAAUCUUCUUGUUUUUAUUCAAUUGAAAUUAUUUCGAACCAAUCGAUGCGCCUUUUAUAUAACCAUUGAAUCAAUUUCUAACUUAAUUUAUCAGUUUUUAUCUAUUAGUUUAACUAUUUUAACAGCAAUAUAUGGAGAUGAUGCAACAGGACGUUCUUCGAUUUGGUGUAAAUUCAGAUACAUAUUAGCACAAAUAUGCGCGUUCACUACUUUUUAUAUGAUAUGUUUUUCUGCUGUUGAUCAGUUCUUUUCAACAAAUCAUCAUUUCAGUUUAAGACAAAUGUGCACAUUGAGAUUAGGUCGAUAUUUUGCGUUUAUAUUCAUUUGUUUUGCGAUCGUCCAUAGCAUUGCACUUGGCUCUUCUUACGAUGUUCAACCAACACUAGGAUGUACCAUAACGAAUUAUGUAGCAGUUGAGUACUCGACAUUUUUCUUUUAUCCAGUUUUAGGUGGUUUCUUACCUAUUGUGAUUGCAUCAACAUUUAGUAUGUUAGCUUAUCGUAAUGUUCGUCAUAUAGUUCGACGACAAUUACCAAUUGUUCGUCGUAAACUAGACAAACAAAUAACAGCAAUGGUUCUUAUGCGUGUAAUAGUCUUUGUUUGUUUGGUAUUGCCUUAUAAUGCUUAUCGUAUCUAUGUCAUUAAUUUUCCUACAUCACGAAGUGUGCCUAUGGCAUAUGCAGUUGGUCGAUUGAUUCAAGCAAUUUUUAGUUCUAUCAGCAAUAUAAAUUUUCUUAUCAACUUUUAUAUUUUUAUAAUAUCCUCAUCACGUUUUCGUCGUCAAGUGAAACUUGUUCUGGUAAAAAAAUGUUGGGAACGAUGGAAAUAUUGGUGUUGCUUCAUAAAUAAUCGGAUUGAAGCUGACAGUAAUACUGAACCACGCAAUUCACAAAUAGAAUCUGUUGAAAACAUCUAA
Molecule: messenger RNA, 1020 nt
Organism: Adineta steineri
Lineage: Eukaryota; Metazoa; Rotifera; Eurotatoria; Adinetida; Adinetidae
Source: the annotation of a GenBank genome assembly